AUGGAGCGUGAUGGCCUCCUCAUUCCGCUGGUCCAGCGGUGGUUUGAUGAGACAAGUUGCCACGCUGCCACCCAACAGAGUAUGGCUUCCGGAAAAGACACCGGCAUUGACGACCUCUUUUCGAGCCUCACAAUAACACAGCCUGGCAACUGUUCUUCCUCCAGUGAUAUUUCAUUUCCUCUUCCCCAAGGGGUUGGAAGCUUGUCAGAUCCUCCUUGGAGUGAUAUUCCGGGUUCGCCCUCAAGAAUUGAUGUAUCACAGACCCCCUCCGAUGGUCAAAAGCGCUACGAUAUGCGCCCUAGGGAAGGAAAUGACUUCGUUUCAUCAAUAAUUGGCGAGAUGUCGAAUCUUUCAAUCCUCCAACAACCCCUGUCUGAGUUUUGUCCAAAUAUCAGCGACCCUCUAGCGAGAGACUCUGUGUGGGCGAAGCUAAGCAGUCCCUUAGAGCGUCGCGAUUUUGAGACAGGAGCACUGUACAUAUUCGAGCGAGAUGGCUCUCCUGGCCACGUCAAAAUUGGUUGGACAGCAGUGACGAUCGAAGCCCGUCGAAAGGCUUGGGCAAUGCAUGGAUAUGAGCCUAGGAUUUUAUUCGAGAUCCUGGAUGUGCCGUACGCACAGCGUGUCGAAACACUGACCCAUUUCGAAUUGAUCAAAGAGUGGCGCCAGGAGGUGAAAUGUAGGGCCGAGGAAUGCCAGGUAAAACACCGAGAAUGGUUUGAGGUUACCAAAGACAAAGCACAGCAAGUGUUGGGCGACUGGGCUAAGUUCAUUAUCAGAGCUCAACCAUACAACCAGGACGGAUCAUUGGAUGAGAAGUGGAGGAAGAUCAUCAACGUGAUGGAGGAGAAAGGAGACGCGAUUACUGCUGCAAGCAUGCUGAAAAACAUUGAUAUGUCUUUCGUUGAUGAAUCCACACUUGUUGACGACUCCGCAGACCUCAACUCUGUGCAGGAUGUGGAUCACACAGAUGACCUUAAGGAUCAAACUCCUUUUGGCAAGAAGGUGUCUGAUAUGUCCAGCGAAUUCCUUCUUGCCAGGAAGCUUGAGAAAGUGUCGUCGCGACUUCGGUCUUCUCUUGUAAUGAGCGAGGGACCGUUCACUCAAGUGGCGUUAUCGCAAGUCGCUGAACGGCAGCCCUUGAUCAAGCUGACGUUGGAACCGGAGUGUCUGCCGACGAGUCAAUCACAAGUCCAGACCAGGAAACUGGCCAGCGCGCCACUCAGAGAAAUACCAGCUGUUCAGGCCGAACAGAAACCCUUGCCGUCGCUAGAAUCACUGCUGAAUGAAGGUUCCAGUGAAAUGACAAACGGCCAAUCCACCAGCCAGUCGCUGUUCGCUGGGAAGCCAACGUCCCAGACGACGUCUCGUUUACGUGCUGAAACAUCCAAAUCGACCACCAAUUCGCCUAUGGGCGCGGGAAAGAAUUUCUUUCAACUUGACUCGUUUUCAGAGCGUGAGCCACCGUCCGGUCAAUCACAUUCACUGAGUGAUCCAUCCGAGGAGUCAGUGUUCCAAUUUGGACCACCAUUGAAGAUCGAGGACAAAGCACCCUCGCCUUCCAGCUUUCAAUUCGGCAAGACCUCGCUUCAGCUCGAAAUGUCGCCGAACAAGCCCUCAGCUCCAUCGAAGUUGCAAUCGACUAGUUCACAAUAUGAGGGCCUUUUAUUUUCAUACGGGCCUCCGCCAAAGACAGAUUCUGCUCCACCAACAUCGUCUAUGUUUCGAUUCGGGAAGCCUCCAAUCUCAUCCACGAUAUCAUUCGAGACCAAAUCACUUCUAAGUCCUUCACAGUUAUCCAACGCUCCAUCAGAGAAGGCUGGCUUCAAAAUUGAUCUAUCAUCCAGGUCUGGGACCGGGGCCGGGGCUGGGGCUGAGGCUAAGUUUUCAAUGCCCUCUAGCUUCCAGCCUGGUGGAUUGGCAUUCCAACAUGCAUUACCGCAAAAAUCAGCAUCAGCCACAGCUCUACAGCUGCUCAAUACUACGAGGGAAACCUCAAUAUUCCAAUUUGACACACUAUCCAUAAAUGAGCGGACUUCGGCCGAAUCGACAUCGCCCACUUCUCGUUCAUCGGUGGAUCCGUUACACCGAUCACGGGUUAGAUCACCGUUGUUUGACGAGGCAGCAUUUCCUACCAUAGCAUCCCCCAGGACGGAGUCUCCGGAGCUGGCGUUUCAGUCCGUGUCUCCAAACAAGAAUGCGGCACUAGACCAAGGAUUGCGGUCGUCAGGGCUGAAUUUUGAUAAGGCUGGGAUUCUAGCCUGGCAAUUGUCCAAGACGGAGCCAGUAAGUCAGCAGCCGCAGUCAGAGAAAACGCGCCAAUCACCCACAGAGGAUACACUCUUCCAAUUUGGAUCUUCAUGUAAGACAAUAUCGCCCUUCAAGGUGCAAGUACCACCAGCACUCCCCUCGCACUUGACGAGGGAGUCUACUUUUCAGUUUGGAGGUUUAUCCACAAUGGAACCAGUUUUCAAAGGAAAAUCGGUGUCAACAAUCCAAAAUGAUAUCACGGGAAAUCAAGUAUUCAAUUUUAGGGCAUUGCCAAAGAUUACCCAGCCACAUCAGCCAGAGAGCACCCAGUUGCAAAUCGCCAAACCACCAUUGUUCCAAUUUGGAGUCCCGAACGUGAGCGAAACCCUGGUGAAGGAAACUCACAACUGGCCGAUUAGUGUUGUGUCCUCGAGGGCAGCGCUCGCGUUAGAGGGCUCAGAAAACUCUGUCCAGGUAUCCCAGAUGAUCUCAACUUCGAGCACAGGACAUACGCCCAAUAGCAGGAAUGGACGCGAAGAAGUACUGGUACAAGGAGCAAUUGCCGACAAGGGUAUUUCGUCGCCAUCGGAGAUACCGCCGCCCCGUGGAACAGCCUUAGAGUCUGAUGCAGUUCUAACUGAGUCAGAACAAGGGCGCCCAUUUCUACCGCCAUCGUCGGACCUUCAAAAGUGGGUUGCGUCUACAUUGUCAUUACAUAAAGGUGAGCCAAAUCCCAGUCUACAAGAGCCCUUUCCCGAUAAUAGCGAGGAAUCACUGUCGAAUAGAAUCGGAGUCGCUUUAGAGGCAAAGCAGAGCGGACCAUGUGAACAAAUUGCCAGGAGUGAACCAGUCCAGCAAUCGCCCGAAAUCAAAUCACAGAAUGGGAGCCCAACGGAGGAGAUGGAAACCAAAAAUUACGACCAAGGUCGUGGUAGGAUUACGGCGGAUGACGACGCAGUGACAGAAGAAGGCGUGUUGGAUGAUGAGCAAACUCUCGUAGAGAUUACAGCACCGAAAGUGUUGGAACGGGCAGCCUCGGAGCUUGUUGCCCAACUCUCUGAAGCAGUAUCUACCUAA
Messenger RNA from Exophiala aquamarina CBS 119918, 3324 nucleotides. RefSeq lists its product as uncharacterized. The record is from RefSeq and is a predicted model, not a curated record. NCBI's taxonomy places the organism in Eukaryota, Fungi, Ascomycota, Eurotiomycetes, Chaetothyriales, Herpotrichiellaceae. The transcript has a single exon. Bases 1 to 3324 code for a protein of 1107 amino acids.